Messenger RNA from Piliocolobus tephrosceles (Ugandan red Colobus), 2887 nucleotides. It is a transcript of the gene TIA1, whose product is annotated as TIA1 cytotoxic granule associated RNA binding protein. The record is from RefSeq and is a predicted model, not a curated record. The transcript is spliced from 14 exons. Bases 697 to 1554 code for a protein of 285 amino acids. Gene Ontology annotation, molecular function: mRNA binding. NCBI's taxonomy places the organism in Eukaryota, Metazoa, Chordata, Mammalia, Primates, Cercopithecidae. Gene Ontology annotation, cellular component: cytoplasmic stress granule. Gene Ontology annotation, biological process: cytoplasmic stress granule assembly; nuclear-transcribed mRNA catabolic process, nonsense-mediated decay; regulation of mRNA stability.
GAGGUUGAGAGUGCAAGAUUAUUCUGCGCCUGCGCGGCCCGGGUAACUUCCCUGGCUGCUCCUAGGCGCCCGGCUCGCCGCCAUCUUGUAUUGGGGCUUCAUUGUUCCCGCUGGGCCGGGCGGUUUAGUGUAAUUGCCGCCGGAGAAGGAGGCGGAGUAACCUUUGGUCAGCCGAGAAACCCCGCUAUCCCGUAGCCAUAACCGCUCAAACGAUUUGGGAGGUAGUGAAGGGCAGGGAGUUGGACCCGGAGGCGGCGCCGCGACAGCAGCAGCCAUGGAGGACGAGAUGCCCAAGACUCUAUACGUCGGUAACCUUUCCAGAGAUGUGACAGAAGCUUUAAUUCUGCAACUCUUUAGCCAGAUUGGACCUUGUAAAAACUGCAAAAUGAUUAUGGAUACAGCUGGAAAUGAUCCCUAUUGUUUUGUGGAGUUUCAUGAGCAUCGUCAUGCAGCCGCAGCAUUAGCUGCUAUGAAUGGACGGAAGAUAAUGGGUAAGGAAGUCAAAGUGAAUUGGGCAACAACCCCCAGCAGUCAAAAGAAAGAUACAAGCAGUAGUACCGUUGUCAGCACACAGCGUUCACAAGUCUUAGUUCACUUGCACAUGGAUUCACAUAAACUGAAUGGUGUAAUGUCUGGGCAACCAAAACUGUUGGCUUUUGAGAAAACUGUCAAAUACUUUAACAUCAAACUGUUGCAAUGCAAGAUCAUUUCCAUGUCUUUGUUGGUGAUCUCAGUCCAGAAAUUACAACUGAAGAUAUAAAAGCUGCUUUUGCACCAUUUGGAAGAAUAUCAGAUGCCCGAGUGGUAAAAGACAUGGCAACAGGAAAGUCUAAGGGAUAUGGCUUUGUCUCGUUUUUCAACAAAUGGGAUGCUGAAAACGCCAUUCAACAGAUGGGUGGCCAGUGGCUUGGUGGAAGACAAAUCAGAACUAACUGGGCAACCCGAAAGCCUCCCGCUCCAAAGAGUACAUAUGAGUCAAAUACCAAACAGCUAUCAUAUGAUGAGGUUGUAAAUCAGUCUAGUCCAAGCAACUGUACUGUAUACUGUGGAGGUGUUACUUCUGGGCUAACAGAACAACUAAUGCGUCAGACUUUUUCACCAUUUGGACAAAUAAUGGAAAUUCGAGUCUUUCCAGAUAAAGGAUAUUCGUUUGUUCGGUUCAAUUCCCAUGAAAGUGCAGCACAUGCAAUUGUUUCUGUUAAUGGUACUACCAUUGAAGGUCAUGUUGUGAAAUGCUAUUGGGGCAAAGAAACUCUUGAUAUGAUAAAUCCCGUGCAACAGCAGAAUCAAAUUGGAUAUCCACAACCUUAUGGCCAGUGGGGCCAGUGGUAUGGAAAUGCACAACAAAUUGGCCAGUAUAUGCCUAAUGGUUGGCAAGUUCCUGCAUAUGGAAUGUAUGGCCAGGCAUGGAACCAGCAAGGAUUUAAUCAGACACAGUCUUCUGCACCAUGGAUGGGACCAAAUUAUGGAGUGCAACCGCCUCAAGGGCAAAAUGGCAGCAUGUUGCCCAGUCAGCCUUCUGGGUAUCGAGUGGCAGGGUAUGAAACCCAGUGAAAAAGGACUCCAGAAUCUAAAGUCAGUGGCUUGAGGCUACAGGGAGUGUAGUAAAGCCGUUGUUUACUUAAAGAUUUAUCAAAUCAGUCAGUGCAAAUGUCAGAUACAAUGUAUUUAUUUAAAAGAUUCAUUUUUAAUCAUAAAAUUACUUAUCCACAUUGUUUUAAAAAGAAACAAGAUGCUGGAUGCCUGCCAAUUUUUGCCUUCAUUACCUUUUUUGAUAAAGUUUCUCAGAUCCUUGUUUCAAACACAAAUGCAGGGAUUGCUGCCACUUUUUAACUAUUAAGAGGCAGAAAAUUGCACAAUAUUGAACAUUUUUCCACUAAAGUAGUGUGCAGUUAUAGUUUGCAUUCCUGAUAUGAUUUAAAACGUAAUAUAAAGAUGUUAAAAAAAAAAAAAAAAACUGUGCAGAGUCUAGAAGUUCUCUGUCAUCUUCAGCUUGUGCACAAUUCUGUUUUAGGUUAAAAAAAAAAGGUAUUAUUUGAGCUGUCCCAUCUCCACUGUUACCCUUUGGGGUUUUUUAAUAUAAAUUAUUAGUUUAUGUCAUUUUUGUAUCUACAUCUUUUUUCACAAAUUUGUCUUGCCUUAUUAAAGUUCUGUAAAAUAUACUUAAAUGGAAAAAAUGAUGUUCAUUUAGAUUGAAAACUUUUCUCAGAUGGAUUGAUAAUUGCAUUCAUCUUGUGUUUUAUAUGAGAAGGUGCCUCAAGAAUUCCCUGUUGGAUUUGUUUAAAAGAAUUUUUAUCUUCUGUAAUAAACUUUGCUGUGUACCAGGAACUAUAAAAACAAAAACUUGUUACUAAAGAAAAUAUCUGAAAUGUGAUAAGUUCUUAUGCCAUGUUAAUUUCAUGUGUCAACUUCAACAUUUACAUGUAUUAUUUCAUUAUGUAAAAUGUUUUAGCAGUUUAAUAUUUUGCACAGUUAGCAAACUUUGUAUGUCAUUUCCUUCAAGGUAUCAUGCAGAGUUUACAUGAAAUUUAUAAGGUUUUAAGUUGUUUGCAUGUGAAAAUCAAAUACAUACUUUGGUAGUCUUUGAAUACAAAGUCAUCUGCUCUUGUUUUUCAAGAAUUUUGAGACACAAAGUUGUAUGUAAAGGAAUAUAUUAAUUUGCCGUUUUAUAGGUAGAUUUGCUCAAAAAGAGUGAAUCAACUUAACAUGUACAAAUGAUAGCUGUGAAACUGUAGAAUAUCUAUGUGUCAGGUGUGGAGUUCAUUGUGACCUCCAAAUUUUGCCUGAAGGACCAGCUGGGCAAAGCAUUUUUUAAAUGUUCAGAGGCCAAAAGAUAAACAAAAAAAAAAAACUUAAAAUCCUACCUCUUUAAACAGCCUUCAAAUAA